GUGGUUGUGCUACUUUUCAAACUAAAAGCCUUGCAUUUUGCAAACACCUAAAUGUUUACAAAAUGCGACCACACGUUAGUUGUGUAAAAAAGCAGUGAAACUCCUCAUUGUAUGUGAAGGAGACGGUUGUAAGCGAGCUUGACCCGAAAGAAGACCACCGGUGGACGUAAACACCGCAGAUUUUAAGAAAACUAAAGUUAACGGACUUCAGCCACCACCUAUCAUGACUUGCAGCGGGGAGGAAGACGACCCGUUCCCCGUUGAAGACUGCCUGUUCGCCGACGCAUUCAGUCAGGAGAUCAGCUUGUGGGGUGAGGAGCUGAAGAUAAGGCAGGUGUUCGGGGUCAACCUCGGUGUCGGUGCCCCGGUCUGGAAAUCUGCGUUAAACCUGUGUCGGUACAUGUAGGAGCAGAGUGUGGAGCUGCGGGGACAGCGCGUCAUCGAGCUAGGCGCAGAGACGGGAGUGGUCGGUAUUCUGGCCGCUCGACUCGGCGCAGCCAUGACACUCACAGACCUUCCUCUGGCUCUCGCACAGCUCCAGGCCAACGUCUCAUUGAACAUUCCAUCCAGUGGUUGGUCUUCUUUCUCUCCCACCGUCCUCCCUCUGUCCUGGGGUGAGGACCACAUGAACUUUCCAUCUGACUGGGAUCUGGUGUUAUGUUCAGAUAUAACUUACCUCCCAGAGACGUAUCCAGUGCUUUUGGAGACGCUAACUUACUUAUCGUUUCAGCUUAAGACUCAGGUAUCCUACGAGGAGUGUCUGCCGAGCAGAUUCAAGGUGGAGCUUGAAUAACGUGACGACAAACGAAACAUUCAUAUCUACAGGGUAUCUCUAAGGACAGAUCAGUGAAAGCAGUGACAGUCGUCUACUGGCCUGGGACCAGUAGACGACUGUACUGAAACGUUAUGUCUCUGGUUCCUUGGAUAUUGGUUUUUAAGGAGCAGUAAAGACAUUUUGCGACAUGAAGCUGCCAGAGAGAGCAAGUCAACUGUAACUCGAUAAUUAAAGUACAGAUUUUCAGGUUAUACGCACCCUUAUACGUCCUUUGUACUUUUGAAGUAUCUCUGCCAAGAGGCUAUGUUUUUGCCGCUGUCUGUUUGUUUGUCAGUAGGACUCCGUAAGAACUACAAAGCAGAUUUCCAUUAAACUUGCUGGAAGGUGCGAACAAAGGGGUGGAUCCAGAAUCUUCAUUUUCAUUUUCUUUUACAUUAUGAAAUGGUUUUUUUUUUUAUUGAUUUCCUUCGGAAGAAUUCAUGGAUCUUAGUAAAAAAAUCGUCUAUAUUUAGGUGACUGGUUUCAAUGAGUGUGUGCAAUUUGGUGCAGCUUGAUUGUAUUUUCUUGGUGGAGAUUUGCACUCUACUGAUUGAUGUUCUUAAGUAUUGUGAUGAGUUUGUCUUCAAAAUGUAUAUGAAGUAAAAUGUUUUUUAGAUGUUGGCUGAGCAAAGCCAAAAUAACAAAACAUUCAACAACACUCGUUCUCUAGAGAAUGACUGAGAAUGAAAGUUCAGUGCUGGUUAUGACUGAUUUCAAAAGUGAAAGUUAAUUUAUUCCAUCCUAAUCAUAAAAACAAGAUUAUACUUGAUAUAUGAUUGAAAAAAACUGGUACAUGAGUCAUUAAUAUUCAACACAUUCAUUCAGCAUUUUGUAUUAAGAUAUAUAAAACCAAAAACACGGUUCAUCCCAUGCCCUCUAGCUAUUCUGGCAACAUCAACAUAUUGUCAUCCCUGCUGUCUGUACGUACUUCAUCCCCUCUCUCCUGCUCUCUGCUGAUGUACAGACUUUCUGUUCAGAAAAGGAAAGCCUGUUUGUUACGCUGGAGAGUUUCAAAGAAAGGGAGACAACCCGUCCGCUGCCUGUCUCUCCCUGUGCUACAAUUCAGCCGACAAAACAACAGAUCCCUAUCUGCAUGGAGCGUCUGCUCGCCAUCACGCCCUGCACCGCCCACGCGAGUGCCACGCACAAUGUAGAUCAAUGGUAUUGUUCAUGUUCACUGUCACUUUGGUGAAGUUAUGGAAAACUGUGUUGCUGGAAAGUGGUUGUGAUGUUGACCUGCUGGUUUAGAAGAACACAUCCAAACAAUGAUGAUUUACAAUUUAAAUAUUAUUUAUAAGGUUAUAAUGAGUUUUUUUA
Messenger RNA from Pleuronectes platessa (European plaice), 2131 nucleotides. Its product is annotated as EEF1A lysine methyltransferase 3-like. Lineage: Eukaryota; Metazoa; Chordata; Actinopteri; Pleuronectiformes; Pleuronectidae. The record is from RefSeq and is a predicted model, not a curated record. Gene Ontology annotation, biological process: peptidyl-lysine methylation. Gene Ontology annotation, cellular component: cytosol; cytoplasm. Gene Ontology annotation, molecular function: protein-lysine N-methyltransferase activity.